Molecule: messenger RNA, 394 nt
Organism: Ficedula albicollis (Collared flycatcher)
Lineage: Eukaryota; Metazoa; Chordata; Aves; Passeriformes; Muscicapidae
Product: lymphotactin-like
Exons: 3
Coding region: 62-355 (97 amino acids)
Biological process (GO): neutrophil chemotaxis; monocyte chemotaxis; inflammatory response
Cellular component (GO): extracellular region
Molecular function (GO): chemokine activity; CCR chemokine receptor binding
Source: RefSeq, a predicted model, not a curated record
CAACUAAUAAACCCAGUGAUAGAGCCACUUUCUGCUCAGUCUUGACACAGAAGCCACAGCAAUGAAGCUCCACACCGCAGCAAUCCUGCUCCUUUUCUGGCUUGGCAUCUUCACUGUGCACACAGUCAAAGGUAAGUUUGCAACUCAAGACAUGCGCAAAUUCAGAUGUGUAAAUCUGUCUACAAAGCAGUUGAACAUCCAAAAUCUCAUCAACUAUGAAAGGCAACGAGUACCAAUAGAUGCUGUCAUGUUUAUCACUGCAAGAGGUAUCAGGAUCUGUGUAAGUCCUGAUCAGAAAUGGGUGCAGACUGCUAUAAAGAGAAUAGAUGACAGACGUGCUGCCAAACGCAAAUAAUCCAAGCAUCUAAGGCCAACCAUCUGGAAUUAUCAUCAG